This is a messenger RNA of Schistocerca gregaria, 602 nucleotides long. Its product is annotated as cuticle protein 16.5-like. Lineage: Eukaryota; Metazoa; Arthropoda; Insecta; Orthoptera; Acrididae. The record is from RefSeq and is a predicted model, not a curated record. Bases 27 to 302 code for a protein of 91 amino acids. The transcript has 2 exons.
GUCUUGUCCACUCAGACGUCGCCAACAUGUUCAAGCUUGUGCUGAUCGUCGUCGUGGCCGCCUGCUGCGUGAGCGCCGCCCCCAAGGCCGGCCUCGCCCCAGUGGCCUACUCCGCGCCCCUGGUUGCCGCCGCCCCCGUGGCCUACGCCGCCCCCGCUCCUGCCGUCGUGACGGCGCACAGCUCGCAGUACAUCGCGCAGAACUUCAACGGACUCGCCGUGGCCCCCGCCGCCCCCGUCGUUGCCGCUGCCCCUGCAGUCGCUGCCGCGUACCACGCAGCUCCCGCCUUUUAUUACAAAUAAACAGUCCUUGAUUGACACACCUAUAUUUAACAAAAAAAUAAAAUCAGCUUAUUAGCAAUAACGACUGAUUUAUUGUCUUCCAUCUGAAUUAAAAAAAGAACAAACAUGAUAUUCCCUGCAUAUCCAUUCACUCUUUAUUGCAAUAAAAUCACACUUAAUAAUAAUAUAAAGACUAAGAUAUCAUACCAAGAACAUGGAAAGCUUCUCAUUUUGAUCUACAGAUGUCUUUGGGUUUUAGAUGAUGUAUAUAAUAAUAAUAAUUUUCCUGAUCUGGGAAUAAAAAUCAUGUCAGGAAGUCAA